GAUGACGGCGCAGGAGCUGGAGGAGCUGCGGAAGCAGCUGGGCACCGUCGCCACCACCUCCGCCGCCCUGCAGCCUCUGGAGUUUGUUCGAAAGACGCUCAGAGAGAAGCAGAACAAGAAGAAUUCUGGCCAGCUCGUCCCAUCGUUUCCUGCCUGGGUGUACGAGAGACCAGCGCUCAUUGGGGAUUUUCUCACUGGCUCCAGUUUGAGCACAGACACAACAGUGCCCAUAGGAUCGUUACCCCUGGCGUCCCAAGAGUCUGCGGUCGUGGAGGACCUCUUGUACGUGUUGAUCGGCGUGGAUGGCAGAUACAUCACUGCGCAGCCCCUUGUUGGGAGAGAGAACCGCACUUUCCUGGUGGACCCUAACUUGGACAUGUCUGUCAAGGAACUGGUCACCCGGAUCCUCCCCGUGGCUGCAAGUUACUCCAUAGUGACAAGGUUCAUUGAGGAGAAGUCCUCCUUUGAGUACGGGCAGGUCAACCACGCCCUGGCGGCCGCCAUGAGGACCCUGGUGAAGGAGUACAUGAUCCUGGUCACCCAGCUGGAGCACCUGCAGCGCCAAGGGCUGCUCUCCCUCCAGAAGCUCUGGUUCUACAUCCAGCCCACCAUGAGGACCAUGGAGAUCCAGGCCUUCCUCGCUGCUUCUGUGGACAAAGGGGACUGCCUGGGGGGCUCCACCCUCAGCCUGCUCCACGACAAGACGUUCAACUACACGGGGGACAGCCAGGCGCAGGAGCUGUGCCUCUACCUGACCAAGGCCGCCAGCGUCCCCUACUUUGAAAUCCUGGAGAAGUGGAUCUACAGGGGAAUUAUCAACGACCCUUACGGUGAGUUCAUGGUGGAAGAACAUGAGCUGCAGAAGGAAAAGAUCCAGGAAGAUUAUAACGAUAAAUACUGGGAUCAAAGAUACACCAUUGUUCAGCAACAGAUUCCCUCCUUCCUGCAGAAGAUCGGAGACAAGAUACUGAGCACAGGGAAAUAUUUGAACGUUGUCCGGGAGUGUGGCCGUGACGUUACCUGUCCGGUGGCAAAAGAGGUCAUCUAUACUUUGAAGGAGCGGGAAUACGUGGAGCAGAUAGAGAAGGCCUACAACUACGCCAGCAAAGUCCUGCUGGACUUCCUGAUGGAAGAAAAAGAGCUGGUGGCCCGCUUGAGGUCGAUCAAGCACUACUUCCUGAUGGACCAGGGUGACUUCUACGUGCAUUUCAUGGACCUCACGGAGGAAGAGCUGAAGAAGCCCGUGGAGGACAUCAUCCCGACCAGGCUGGAGGCUCUGCUGGAACUGGCCCUGAGGAUGAGCACUGCGAACACCGACCCCUUCAAGGACGACCUGAAGAUCUACCUGAUGCCCCACGACCUCAUCACGCAGCUCUUGCGCGUCCUGGCCAUCGAGACCCGGCAGGAGAAGGCCAUCGUCCACGCAGAGCCCACGGAGCUGUCCCUGAGUGGCCUGGAGGCCUUCUCUUUCGACUACGUGGUCAAGUGGCCGCUCUCGCUGAUCAUCAACAGGAAGGCCUUGACCCGCUACCAGAUGCUCUUCCGGCACAUGUUCUACUGCAAGCACGUGGAGCGGCAGCUGUGCAACGUCUGGAUCAGCAGCAAAGCAGCCAAGCGGUAUUCGCUGCACUCCUCCAAGUGGUGAGCGGCGGCCUUUGCCUCACGGAGAAGGGUCCUCAGCCCCGUCCAGACCCGUUUCUUCCUUCCUUUCUUCCUCUCUCUGCUGCGUGUCCCGCAGGCCUCCAACAUUGACGAUGUCUUGAGCCACCACACCAGCUUCCUGGACAACUGCCUGAAGGACUGCAUGCUGACCAACCCGGAGCUGCUGAAGAUCUUCUCCAAGAUGAUGUCCGUCUGUGUCAUGUUCACCAGCUACAUGCAGAGGUUCUCCCACAGCAUGAAGCUGGAUGACGAGCUGGGCCGCCUCACGGUGGAGCACGGGACCAUGCGGGGCCCGCCCACCCAGCAGGAGCGGGUGGAGGAGUCUGCACGGAAGCAGCUGGCCAGCAGGCUCCUGGCAGAGCACGCGGACGCCUUGCACGUGACCUCGGGCUUCGAAGCCACCAUCAGCAAGUUCGACAGCAACUUCUCGGCUCACCUCCUGGACCUCCUGGACAAGCUGAGCCUGUACAGCACCAGCGACUGCGAGCACAGCAUGAUCAACAUCAUCUACAGGCUGGACUUCAACGGCUUCUACACGGAGCGCUUGGAGCACCUCUCGGCCGAGCGGAGCCAGAAGGCGGCCGCCCACGCGGCUCCUCCCCGCGUCGCCGUGGCGGCCACUGCCACUGCCCAGUGACCUCCCUCCUCCUCGCGGAGAUGCGUUUUCCCCGGGGGGGGGAGGAGGGGCUGAGCGCACGGGGGGGCGGCAGGCGUGUGCGGCUGGUGCUUCUGAAGCACAAGCGCAGGGGCUGUUGCGGGGGGAGUGUGCUUGUCAAGGAUUGUGUUUCUGAGGUGCGUCUGCACUUUUAUACACAAAACUAUCUUGUACAGUUGUUUUACUUACAAAUAAAAAUCUUUAA
Gekko japonicus is the source of this 2522-nucleotide messenger RNA. RefSeq names its product tubulin gamma complex associated protein 2 (gene TUBGCP2). The record is from RefSeq and is a predicted model, not a curated record. Lineage: Eukaryota; Metazoa; Chordata; Lepidosauria; Squamata; Gekkonidae. Gene Ontology annotation, molecular function: gamma-tubulin binding; microtubule minus-end binding. The transcript has 16 exons. Gene Ontology annotation, cellular component: gamma-tubulin small complex; centrosome; spindle pole. Gene Ontology annotation, biological process: cytoplasmic microtubule organization; mitotic cell cycle; meiotic cell cycle.